AUGGAAUUUAUGCUUGAUUAUUAUUUUUAUUACAGGUUUUAUAUUUAUCAUAUCAAAUAGAUUUCUAAUAACUACUAAUGAUUAAACUUAAAGAAAACAAAUGCUUUAAAACAAUUAUAAAUGCUUUCUGAUUUCUACUUCAUUUUUCUGGUUAUAUUUUUGGAGUAAAAGCAUCUAAUUAAGACCUACUACCAUAUUCUAAAAAUCAAUUUGCUAUGGAUUUAUUCUAAGCACAAUUUAAGCUAGCUAUUAUGGAACACCUAAAUUAGAUAGAUUUUUAUGUAGAUAACAAUAAAAAUGA
Molecule: messenger RNA, 301 nt
Organism: Paramecium sonneborni
Lineage: Eukaryota; Ciliophora; Oligohymenophorea; Peniculida; Parameciidae
Source: the annotation of a GenBank genome assembly